Molecule: messenger RNA, 1296 nt
Organism: Lottia gigantea (owl limpet)
Lineage: Eukaryota; Metazoa; Mollusca; Gastropoda; Lottiidae
Exons: 5
Coding region: 1-1296 (431 amino acids)
Molecular function (GO): NADP binding; flavin adenine dinucleotide binding; N,N-dimethylaniline monooxygenase activity
Source: RefSeq, a predicted model, not a curated record
AUGGCUAGCAAUAUAAGAGUCGCAGUAAUUGGUUCUGGUGCUGCUGGGCUUUGUGCUUUACGUCAUCUAAUAGCCAAACCACAUGUAUUUGAAGCCGUUUGUUUUGAAAAAGGUAAUCAAGUGGGUGGUACGUGGAUUUAUACAGAUAAAACUGGAAUAGAUGAAAAUGGUUUACCAAUACAUUCUAGUAUGUACAAACAUCUAAAGACCAAUCUUCCAAAAGAAGUUAUGGCAUUUCCAGACUUUCAAUUUAAUGCGAAUCUUCCUUCAUUUAUUGGUCAUGAAGAGGUUUUGAGAUAUUUAGAAAGUUAUAGUAACUUUUAUGGUUUAUCAUCAUAUAUUAAGUUUAAAACUUAUGUUUUACGAGUAAAUCCUAUCAAAGACCUGAAAGAUAAAACAAAGUGGGAAGUAUCUUACACUAAUACUACUGAUAAAAAGGAAGAAAAUAACCAAACUGAAAUAUUUGAUGCUGUUAUUGUUUGUAAUGGUCAUUAUUCUGAUCCAAUUUAUCCUUCAUUGCCUGGUAUUGAAAAAUUUAAAGGGGAAAUAAUCCAUAGUCAUAAUUAUCGUGAUGAAGAAUCUAUGAGAGAUAAAGUGGUAAUGGUAUUAGGUGCUGGUGCCUCUGGUCAAGAUAUAGCCAUUGAAAUUUCUUCAACAGCUAAAAAUGUUUAUCUAAGUCACAAUAAAGCUCCACUUACUUCUAUUCUGCCAGCCAAUGUUGAACAGAAAUCAGGGAUACAAGAAGUAAAAGACACAAGUGUAAUAUUCAAGAAUGGUGAAAUCUGUGAUGCUGAUGUACUUUUAUUAUGUACAGGCUAUUAUUUUACAUUUCCAUUUUUAACAGAAAAGUGUCAUUUAAGUAUAAAUGAUGAAAGAGUUACUCCCCUUUAUAAACAUGUAAUACACACUGAACUACCUAGUUUGUCCUUUAUUGGUAUCUGUAAGACAAUUUGUCCCUUUCCUCUUUUUAACAACCAAGUUCAGUUUGUCUUAGGUAGUUUAGAUGGUACAUUUUCCUUACCAUCUGAGGAGGAAAUGAAUAAAGAUACUCAAAAUGAUUUUGAGAAACGUUUAUCAGAAGGUUUACCACCACGAUAUGCCCAUCAUAUGGGACCUCGCCAAUGGAAUUAUAAUCAGCAGUUGGAAAAUAUUGCCAAUCUCAAACCUAUACCGAGAAGUGUACAAGUUCUUUAUGACAUGGUGCAUAAAAAACGGGUUCAAAAUCUACCAGGGUAUAAAAAAGUUAACUAUAAAAUGGUUGGUCCGGAAGAAUUUGAAACUAUUGAACCUGUGUAA